CUCGACAUCCAUGGAUUUCGCAUGCUUCUAGUAAUUCAACAUGGGAUGUCCAAGCUGUGGAUCAACAGCAUUUGAAUCUGACGUUGCAUCAGGAAAUACGUACUGUUUGGAGUGCGGUGUUGUCGUUGAACAAAAUGCAAUUGUUUCAGAAGUAACUUUUGGUGAAGCGUCGAGUGGUGCAGCUGUUGUGCAAGGCUCUCUCAUUAGCCAUGAUCAGACACAUGCUAGACCAAUGGGGGGUCCAUUUCGAAGCCAAAGCUCCUUGGAAUCCAGAGAAAUGACUAUUGCGAAUGGACGUCGUCGUAUAUCUGCUCUAGCAAUUGCUUUGAAACUAAACGAACGCCAUGUUGAGGCUGCCGUCCGUUACUUUACUCUUGCGAUCAAUAACAAUUUCAUCAAGGGCCGUCGGUCGCAGUACGUCGUUGCGUCAUGUCUUUACAUCGUUUGUCGUUAUUCGAAAACGUCUCAUAUGCUUAUUGACUUUUCCGAUAUGCUGCAAAUUAAUGUCUUUAAACUUGGCUCCACCUUUUUGAAAUUAUGUCGUACUCUAGAGAUUACAUUACCUUUACUAGACCCUUCUUUGUAUAUUAGUCGGUUUGCUGCUCUUUUAGAAUUUGGUUCCGAAACGUCUCGUGUUGCCAACGAUGCAAUCCGUCUUGUUGCACGCAUGAAUCGAGAUUGGAUGCAGAUUGGUCGUCGUCCUGCUGGUAUUUGUGGUGCCUGUCUGUUAAUUGCUGCUCGAAUGAACAAUUUCAGAAGAAGCGUUCGUGAAAUUGUGCAUGUGGUAAAGGUUGCAGAUAUCACCAUUCAGAAGCGUCUCGACGAAUUUCGUACUACGGAAAGUGGUGAUCUAUCAAUCGCUGACUUUCGUAGCAUUUGGCUGGAAGGUCAAUGCGACCCUCCUAGUUUUGCUCGAAAUCAAAAAACUUAUUCCAACUCUUUUGAUGCAGUAUCGUCCUCUCCUCCUAUAAAAGAAUCACCGUCUCAAAUAGAGGGAACAAAUGUCCCAAACACACAACCAAGGGAAGCUUCACCUGCAAUAAAAUCCGAAGAAUUAUCACAGAAAGUCAAGAUGGAUUCUCAGGAACAGCGGUCUCAACUUCUUGAGGAAUCUAAUAAUAUUCGAAAAGAGGUUUCGGAAACCCUCAAACAGGAGGAUUUGAAAAAUCUUUCUUCCCAGAUGAAUGUUAAAUUGAGCGAAGAUGAGAUUGCUUUAGCCGACGUAGAUGAUGAAGAAAUCCAAGAAAUAUUGCUUGAUAAAGAUGAAGUGGAGACGAAAACUCAAGUUUGGAUGGAACUGAACAAGGAGUAUUUGGCAGAAGAAGAAGCGAAAAAUCUAAAAAUACAAGAAGAUUUGAAGAAAGGAAUUGUGAAACAGCCUCGCAAACGACGAAAAUAUCGCCCAAAGGAUAGUACCAGUGAUGGUCUUGCCAAUACUCCUGCUGAAAGUGCGAAAGAGAUGAUGCAACAAAGAGCAUUUUCGAAAAAGAUCAAUUAUGAAGCACUUGAUAUGUUAUUUAACGAAUAGGUAUAUUGCAUUUUUGUAGUUUAGGUCAUUUAAUUUUUUACGGGGUUUGCUAAUUAAUUUUAAUUCUUUUUUUGGAGUUUGUUAUCUACCAGACAAAAAACAUAUCAUGUAUCUUAUAAAUCAAUUCAUAAACAAAG
Messenger RNA from Schizosaccharomyces cryophilus OY26, 1665 nucleotides. RefSeq names its product transcription factor TFIIIB complex subunit brf1. Gene Ontology annotation, cellular component: transcription factor TFIIIB complex; transcription preinitiation complex; nucleus. Gene Ontology annotation, biological process: transcription by RNA polymerase III; transcription preinitiation complex assembly; DNA-templated transcription initiation. Bases 41 to 1528 code for a protein of 495 amino acids. Gene Ontology annotation, molecular function: RNA polymerase III general transcription initiation factor activity; TBP-class protein binding; RNA polymerase III type 3 promoter sequence-specific DNA binding. The record is from RefSeq and is a predicted model, not a curated record. The transcript is spliced from 2 exons. NCBI's taxonomy places the organism in Eukaryota, Fungi, Ascomycota, Schizosaccharomycetes, Schizosaccharomycetales, Schizosaccharomycetaceae.